Messenger RNA from Danio aesculapii, 4989 nucleotides. RefSeq names its product coiled-coil domain-containing protein 136 (gene ccdc136b). Gene Ontology annotation, biological process: acrosome assembly; single fertilization. The transcript is spliced from 9 exons. Lineage: Eukaryota; Metazoa; Chordata; Actinopteri; Cypriniformes; Danionidae. Gene Ontology annotation, cellular component: acrosomal membrane. The coding region runs from base 273 to 1643 and encodes 456 amino acids. The record is from RefSeq and is a predicted model, not a curated record.
GGAGGGAGGAGAGACGAGAGCAGGACGCGCAGCAAACGACACAUAAUACACAGCGAGUAACGGCAACAUAAGCUGUCAGAGUCCUGAGCUGCACACAGAUCUCAUUAAAGGAUGUAUCGACCGUCGCAGCACAGUGUGUGUGGAGCCUGACGUUCCUGAUCGUCCCUCCUGUUUUCUGACCAGACUCACUGCGUCUCUGCUCUGCUGGCGAGUGUGUGUGCUGUGUUUGGACAUCUGAUUCUCCCUCUUCCUGAGGCCUGUCCACUGCGGUCAUGGACUGCGGAUUGCGCCUGCCACCCGUCAUCGAGGAGGUCUUGGAUCCUGCAGACGAUGUGUGUGACCUGAAGGCAGAGCUUCCUGUUUUCGGCAUCCAAAUGACGGCCAAAGAGCGAGGCUCGUUGGAGCACAACGAGGAGCGAGACCAGGAGGAUCUGGACACCGGAAACGGAGAGAAGGGCCAGGAGGACGAGCAGGAGAAGAAGAAGGAGGAGCAGGAGGAGCUCAGGGGAGCAGCAGAUGAGGAAGAGGAGGAGGAUGAAGAUGAGCUGGAGGUGUUGAGGUCUCAGGUGGUGCAGCUGCUGCUGGAGCUGGAGGAGACCAGAGAGGUGUCCCAGAAGCAUGAGGACAGCUAUAAUGAGCUGCAGGGUCUUUUGGAAGAAGAGCGUCUGGCUAGUGCCCAUCAGGCCGAGAGCUUCACCAGACAAAUCCAGAGACUUCAAGCCCAGCUGCGGUCAGUGCAGGAGGAGCUGGACAGUCUGGAGGAGGAGAAGGCCAGUGAGCUGUGGGAGGCGCAGGAGGAACUGCGAGUGGCGCAGGAUGAGGUGCAGGAGCUCCAACAGGCAGCGGAGGAGGCUGCGGCUGAGCGGGAAAAUGACAUCGCCCUGCUGCAGGAGGAGCUGUGUCGUCUGCGAGCCGAGCUGGAGCGUCUGCGUGGCACUACGCAGGAGUACGAGCUGGAGCUCACAACACUGAGAGCCGAGAUCUGCAUGAAGAACCAGAGCAAAGAGCAGCAGGAGAAACCAGGAGGAGGUGAUGUGGACCAGCUGAUGGAGGAGUGUCGCUCUUUAAAGGAUGAGCGUCAGACUCUGAAGAACGACAACAAACAGCUCUCGGAGAAACUGGAGAUACUGGAGCAGCAGCGAGCCAGCUCAGCCGAUUCAUGCCUGGCCCUGAAAACUCAGCAGAACGACACAGAGAAAGAUGAUGAAGUUGAGAAGGAGGUGAAGGCCGAGGGUUUCAUCAGCACGCGGGAAGUGGAAGGUGGAAAGUGCAUGGAUGCUUAUACCCAGAAGAACAUCUCGUUUGAGGGGAAACCCAUCACCCCGACAGGGAAGAGCGGAGGAUUUUCAGAGGUGUUUUCUCUCCGAGAUCAACUGAAACAAGCCGAGGAGAAAGCAUCAAAGGUCCAGAGAGAGUGUGAGGGACUGAAAGGAGAGCUGAUGGAGCUGCAGGGGCUUUAUGAGAGCAGUCAGAGGGAGAGGGCGGAGCUGGAGGCGGAGCUUCAGCGCUACAGGGCGGAGCUUGACCGGCUGGCCGGGAGGAAGGCUCAGGAGAGUGAGGGAGACUGGAACCUGGUGAUGGUUGUUGCGGUUGCAGCAGCAGCGGUUCUACUCAUUCCCAGUUUAACCAGAGCUCUGGCCUGAGGGCUGGACAGGAAGUGACCUCAUCCUCCCACUCCGCCCAUGGUACUCAAUUCUUCCUCCCUGACCACACUAAUGGGAACCGAAAACCAUCCUUCACCCGGGUCAUGCGGGAACACAGUAGCUUCCAAACUCGAUGCUUUUUUUGGUGUGCGUUGUGAUGCUGGUUGUUUGGCGUUCAGCUUUGCUUUUGUAGACAGUCAUAUCAGUUUCAACCAAUGAGGGAAGACUUCAACAGCUUCUGAUUGAUUCUCUCCUUCCCAUUUCAUUCGCUGUUUUCUUCUCUUGAUGGACGAUUUCGAAGGUCGUCCUGAAACUGUUUGCCUUAUCAUUUUUUUCAAUAGAACAUUUGCACAUUUGACCUCUUUUUGGCUGUCAAGAAUAAACUGCUUUCGUCUUGAGGACCAAAGAGGAUGCCGUCUUCAUCAAAAAAUGCUUUGGAUGCUGCAUUUUGCUUUGUGCGUCACUGCUUUCUGUUUAGGUAGAAGCAUGCAGUACUUUUUCAAUCUUCCUUAUUCUUUUAUUUUAUUAUAGAGAAGUAUCAUUAGUGUUCAGCAAUCGUGAUCUUCACUUUCGACCAGGGCAUGUUCUGUUUAAUUUCUGACUCCAAAACUGUGUAGGUGUCUGUACAGCACUAUUUAGAAAUUGCACAUAUCUGAUGCAUAAUGCAGUUUUACAUUCCUUUUGGUCAAGAAAACAGAAGAUUUCUGGUGGGUUGAGGUUAUUCCAGCAGGUAAACGUGCUUAUUUUCAACCUUCCACAAAUAUUUUUAUACGCGAACUGUUUAUUCCGAGACGUGGAGUUUGUAGAUUGAUUUUGUUGUGUGUAGAUUGAUAAAUGAUACUAAAGAGUGAUAGAUAUUUUUAUAUAAAGGUUGACAAAUGUAUAACACUAAAUGAACUCCGAAACGAGUGUAAUGAACAAGCACAGAUAUACUGUAAAUCUCUUGAUGAUUUCAUUUUAAGUUAUAUGAUCUUUUUUUAAUGUUUGUAAUGACUAAACUUAGCAUUUACAUCUAUACAAUCUAUUCUCUGCACACAAACAGAGGCAAAUCAAAGAGUUACAGAAAUGUUGGAAAAUGACAUGAAUCAGCGAUUCUCAACUGGUGCCCAAAAAAUGAAUCAUAGUUCUUUGAUCGCAGGGAUAAACAGCCCCAAAGUUUCAAUACUGUAGCAAAAUCUUAAAGCUUAUGAAUGCAAAAAACACUGUACAACAAAUGAAGAAUUCUCUCUGUAUGAUACAUUUCAAUGCAAUUCAAUGUUUGACUUUUUAAGAUUUUGGUAGCGUGUUUGGUUGCCAGCCUGAUGUGUAAUGUAAAGCCAGAUGAGAACUACUAUCUUACAGAAAUCCUUGAAAAAAGAUGUUUCUUAAGACUUGUGCAUAGUGGGACGAUUUUCGAAUGUGCUUAUCACCAGUGUUUUUCCGAGAUGUCUUUCGCCAUUCAUACAAAAGACGUUUUCUUUGACUCCCUGACAUUAGAUGGCGCUUAAUGAAUAACAGAAAUACCCUGGUAUACAAGUUGACAAACAGACACGGCUGAAAUCAUCAUAGAAAUUCUUCAUAGUUAGAAAUGUGUGCCUGUCUAGACUGUUUUGUGUUUGAGCACCACCAAUUCGUGUUUACUGUAACCUAGGCAGGCUUUAGCCAUAUGAACAAUCUCAUUGGUAGAUUUUUUUAAAGCUUCAGGCAUUAAAAAAAAAAAAAAUGACAAUUUUACACCUGGCAUUUUGUGCAUUGCUGUGCACACUCACAUUGUUGCCCUUUGUUUAGUCACAAAGCAUUAAACGUUAAAGAUAAGUGCAAGCGAAAGUCAUCCCAGUAUGCUUUUACAAUGCAAUUCAGUCUGUAGCAUUAAUAUAUAUAGCAUGAAUUGAUUAUCUAGCUAAUAAAAUUGCUAGAAACAGAAACUUCCAUACUGUCUUUCACCAAAAAUAUAUGGCAUUAUGAAAAGAAAUAGACAGUUGGCCUAAAAAAAUGAAAAUCUGCCUAAUUUACUCACCCUGAGGUAAUCCAAGUUUUUUUUUCAGAGACCUCAAUGUAACCUGAGAGUAAAUUAAUGACGACUUUUCAUUUUUUGUGUGAACUAUCCCUUGAAAUGAUGUAUAUUUACCUAGCGAAGUUCAAAGAAUGAAAUAUGUAGCGUUUUCCAUCAGAGGUAGAUGCAAAACAAAGUAUAAUGAUUAACAUUACUAUCGUUGAACUCCUAUACAUUAUGAAUGCUCUGAGGUACUAUUGUUAUGAACAAGAAUCUAUUUCUUAAUACUUACAGUAUCUAUUACUAUAUAAUCGUUUCUGGUAUACACACAAGUUGUCUUCACCUGAUGUCUUUUUACAGCACAAACUAGACUAGAAUUGUAGCAGUGUGUUAUGGUGUUAAGACCCGGCAGUAGUAGGGGAUAAUUUACAGCAUCCCAAGAUCUUUCCAGUGGCGUUUUCUGCUGUCUCGGUGAUAGACUCAGAAUUAUGGUAGCACAACAUGAUUGUUCGAUGUAUCAAUGGUCAGCUGACUUUCUAUAAGACGCUGCAUGCUACACAGUGACUUGUCUUUAAAAUAAAAUAAACGUGCUAUUUGUCCUGCACUGUUUUUUUUUUAAUGGAAAGUGUGUUUUACAUCAAAAAGAAGUUGAUUUAUGAUGGAGCCAGAAGCAAAUUCACACACUCUUUCUCUCAGCUCUUGUAAAUGAUGUAAUAUGUACAGAUUGUGCGUUUGCAUGUUCGUGACAGUAGAUUCUGCAUGCGGAGUGAUGGAAACCAGUGGUAGAUUUAGCUCAUGUGAUAAAUUAGAAGUAGAUUUUGCAUGAAAUCAAAUCGAAAUCAGAUUUCUUUCCACAUUUGUUUUAAGUUAUACAUGAAGACCAACAUUAUUUUUCUUUUGUUUUUGUAUUGUUAUAAAUAGCACUGAAAUAUUUCCAAAUAUCCGACCGGAGCUUUGAGAAAACAUAGGAUUUCUCUAAUCUCUAAUUUAAAGUCCAUAAUGCACAUGUAUAGUCCUGUUCUCUGUUCUGCUUAUCUUCUGAUUAAAGUCUUUUACGUUCAAAGAGAAUUACCGAUUGUAUAGGCUAACAAGGUCAUUAUAAAUCCAUCGUAACGCUGCAUUAAUGGUUGUCGGAGGGUGUUAAAUGUGAGAAAAUGUAGGUUUGUAUCAUUGUGGCGCUGCUGCUGCUUGUAUGUUUGUUUGUAUGUGGUUGUGUAUUGUGUAUCUCUUCUGUACAGUGUCUUUGACAUGUUUACAUGUUGUCUUGCCUUAACAGGCACUUAUUUAAAAAAGCAUAAUGAAAUUUGAAGUAUUUUGCUAACCAUGUAUAUUUUGUAAAUGAACAGGAACAAAUAAAGUCGUUUAUCCAGAGCA